GUGGUCGCUCAGCUACUCUAGCCGAUGCUCAAGCGGAGUCCUGUGGUUGUGCUUUUAAGUUCAUGAUGCAAGUGCAUGGAUCGACUCUUCUUCAGAAGCAGCAUCGGAGUAUGGAACCGGUGUAUGUCCCUCAUUGGGUGCUGUUCCAACAUGCAACAACUCAAGGCUGUUCAUGCGCUCUUCGUUGUCCACGGUCUCCAUCACAACAACUACGCUCUCAGCAAGCUUAUUUCCUUCUGUGCCCUCUCCGACUCUGGCAGCCUCACGUAUGCCUCUCUUCUCUUCUACCAAACUCCAAACCCGAACGCAUUCUUCUACAAUACCCUCAUUAGGGCCUACUCUCGCAGUUCUCAACCGCAACGUGCUCUCCAUUUCUUCCAUCUAAUGUUGCUAGAUGGCAGCGUUACUCCUGGCCAACACACCUUCCCUUUUGUUCUUGCGGCUUGUGCGAACAUCUCCUGUGUCCCUGCGGGUAAGCAACUCCAUUGCUGGGUUUUCAAAGACGGUUUGGCUUCUUUUGACAGUCACAUCCAGACUGCCCUUGUCCGCUUUUAUGUUGACAGUGGCUUCUUAAAUGAUGCCCGAAAGGUUUUUGAUGAAAUUCCCAAUAGAGAUGUUAUCCAGUGGAAUGUUCUUAUGAACGGGUAUCUUCGUUUGGGUUUUGCCUCAGAGGCUCUGGAAGUCUUCCGUAGUAUGCUGCUCUCUGGAAUCGUGCCUGAUGAAUUCUGUAUGGCUACUGCACUCACGGCUUGUGCUCAAUCUGGGGCUCUUCAACAAGGGAUGUGGAUCCAUGAGUACAUUAAGAAGAGGAAAGGGUUCACUGUGGAUGUUUUCGUGGGAACAGCCCUUGUUGACAUGUACGCCAAGUGUGGAUUCAUUGACAAGGCCGUAGAAGCAUUUGAGGAGAUGCCUAGAAGAAAUGUCUUCUCCUGGGCUGCGAUGAUUGGUGGGUUUGCAGUGCAUGGAUUUGCGAGAGAAGCACUUCAUUGCUUGCAAAGAAUGCAGGAAGAAGAUGGGCUUAGGCCAGAUGGGAUCGUGCUUCUUGGGGUUCUAACGGCUUGCACCCACGCAGGGCUUCAAGAGGAAGGCCGGCUCCUCUUAGAUAGCAUGGACGCCGUGUAUGGUGUUGCUCCAAAACAUGAGCAUUAUAGUUGCACAGUAGACUUGCUUUGCAGGGCAGGUCGGUUAGAUGAGGCACUUGAACUCAUAAAAAGAAUGCCAAUGAAGCCAGUUGCUUCUGUCUGGGGCUCAUUGCUGAGUGGUUGUAGGAGCCAUGGAAACGUUGAGCUUGCUGAGCUUGCAGUUGAAGAGCUUUUGCGGCUUAACCAUGUUGAUGCAGCCAAGGAAGAUGGGGCUUAUGUUCAGCUGUCGAACGUCUAUCUGGGUGCACGGAGAUCCGAUGAUGCUCGUAGGAUUCGAAUGAUGAUUGGGGACAAAGGGAUCAAGAAAACACCUGGGUGCACUGUGAUUGAGGUGAAUGGGGUGGUGAAUGAGUUUGUUGCAGGGGAUGUGGCACAUUGCCUUCGACAUGAGAUACAUGAAAUGCUAAAUUUGCUGUCAUUUCAUAUCAUUCAUCAAUGAUUAUAGAAUAAAUAUAGUUAUCACGGUAAGUGAUGCUUGUUGGAACACUGAGCAGUGAAAAAGUUUCAGUACUGGUUUGAUCAUACCAUUGUGGUUUCAAGCUGC
Messenger RNA from Telopea speciosissima, 1686 nucleotides. RefSeq names its product pentatricopeptide repeat-containing protein At3g28660-like. The coding region runs from base 76 to 1581 and encodes 501 amino acids. Gene Ontology annotation, biological process: RNA modification. NCBI's taxonomy places the organism in Eukaryota, Viridiplantae, Streptophyta, Magnoliopsida, Proteales, Proteaceae. The record is from RefSeq and is a predicted model, not a curated record. Gene Ontology annotation, molecular function: RNA binding; protein binding. The transcript is spliced from 2 exons.